CAACGGCGUAGAAGCCGCGCCUGUUUCGAACUCGUUUGCGUGGUUUCGUGCGGUUUCGUGUGCAUUUUAAGUGUAAGCGGAACAGGGCUGGAACAAAACAAAAAAACUCUCUCCCCCAAGAACAAAAAAAAAACAUCCCCCCGGAGAAGAAAAAAAAACACUUUGAUUUUCAAGAUUUUCAAUUUACUACUUAUUCGCCAUGGCGUAGAACAAAAGAGGGGGAGGCGAAUAGAAAGAAAAAAAAAAUCCCAACACGGAGGAAAAAGACAAUUUAACGCCCGCCCAGGCUUAGUCACCUAGGCAGUUGAUUUUCUGAAAUCUCAUCAAACCGAACUCAUCACGGUACAUCUCGGCCGGGGGUGACAAGCCACCCCGGAAAAGAAGUUGGCGGAAAACGGGAAGCGAAGGUGAAGAUAAAAAAAAACAUCCAACUCCAAAUUCCUUAACUAUCCCCCCCCCCCCUCUUCCAACAUACCAUCCCCUCUUUUUUAACCCCCUUUGCUCCCUCCCCUUUCCUCCAUUUUCCCACCCUAACGCAUCGACAAUCGAAACACACAUCGGGGACCGAUCCGACUGUGCGCGGAUGAACACUCAUGCGGACGCGUUUGGUGAGCUCCACUGAGCGUCAGUCCGUGGGCACUCUCAGCCCGGGCGUCGUACCAAGGCGUAUUUUUUUUUGUGCCACUUGAAGCACCGAAAGCUCCCCACAGCUCGCCCGGGACAGAUCGCACGAGAACUAGAGAGAACUAGUGUUUCGUUUCGCGCGCGCGGUUCCAACCGAGGUUCGACUGGCAUCGAAACGCGAUCUGGACGGUUGUUGGAAUUUACGCGCGAACGUGUUUCAGUGGUGCGAGCUUUAGUAUUAUGGACGAAAGAAAAUAGUGCAUUGUGGUGCCGGUUAGUGUAAAUUAUAGUGCGCAAACUAGUGCAGUGAUGAGCUAUUUUUACAGUGCGAAUAAAAAAAAUCAAACAACUGCCGUUUCAUGUGCAAAACGAUUUCUAGUGUUUCUAAUAUAAAACAAGGUGGAAAAUAUUUGUUAUGCUGUCUUUUGUUCGGUUAAGUAAAUGUUUUUAAAACACAUCUGCUGAAUCUGUCGUCCAACUGCCGAGACACUCGCUUGCCGUGUGAAAGGAAAACGCCAUUACGCCCAUUUGUCUAUCGCUCGGCAUCGGCAGCAAACCUCAAAAGCAACGGACGAUCAACAGCAAAAAACCCGUGCGGUAGCGGCAGCAUCUGGAGAAAUCUAUGCGUCGAAAGGACCGAAUUUCGAUAAUAAAGGAAUCCUACCAUCAAGCUGCACGCCAGUACGCGUGUGAGUGCGAGCAAGAGCCACACGCGUGAGUUCCCAAUGGUUUGCAGCGAAACGAAACACAAGUGAUACCGGGUUGUACCAGACGAAGCGUUCUGUUCGACCAAUCGGAAGGACCACCAGGUACCCAGGCAACUAUAUCAUCGCGCAACGGUGGUCAACUGCGACGGAUUUUGUGCUUUCUUGUACGGUGUGCUGUUGUGCGGGAACGUUUCACUGGGUUUAGGGGACAGAGGUGUAACGCCAGGCUGUCCAAGGCAACUAGUCGCAAAACUGACAAAAUAUUCGACCCUUACAAUCAUACAAAAACUAGUGGCACUAGGAUAGAAGAUACAUGCGCCAAAGCUCACCAAGUUGUCCAGUGUGUCCAGAGAAUGCCGUUUCCAUUGACUACGAGUGAAGAAAGCCAUCGAAUUCGGAUUAAAACAGGUUAACGUGUGUGUGUAUGUCUGGGGUGAGGGGUGAAAGAAUUUGGGUUGACUAUUUUUGUUGCGUGUGAAUAAGACGAGAAGAAGUGAAUGUAAAUUUCCAGUGAAACAUCCCCAGUUCGAUCGUACGACGUCCGUGUCCGUAUUCUGUGUGGAAGUGAAUACGAGUGCCCUCUGCAGUAGCCGAUGGUGGUGCAUCCGCUUAUCCUGGAUCGGUUGGUACGUUCGUCAACAGUAAAGUGUCCGCUAGUGUCCUCGACGUUGAAAUACGUGCCGCGGUUGAGAUGCAAUUGCAAAGUGACCGGUCGAUCGACACUGGCACGCAAUGGAUUAAGCAAGCGAGCGCACUGACACUGAACUGCAUACCGUGGUGCACCGUGCAUCGGGUUGCAUCCUUACGCAAACGUUACACCACGCACCGAGGUUAAGCAAUGGGGCAUUGGGAGGUUCGAGGUGUACGACGGCUUAUACUGUGGUUGUGUCUAAUUGCGCUAAAGAGAGUUCAAAGUUUGCCGGACGUCCGGGCGACGUGCCGUACUGUGCCGGGAUUGACACGGGACCAGCUGGAACUUUGCUAUCGGGCUAGCGACGUAACGGCGUCCGCCAUCGAAGGACUGGAGCUUGGUGUGCGCGAGUGUCAGUACCAGUUCCAAUGGCAUCGGUGGAACUGUUCGUCGCUCAGCACCAAAAGCCGCAAUCCCCACACAUCGAACAUGCUGAAACGAGGCUAUAGAGAGAGUGCAUUUGCGUACGCGAUCGCAGCAGCCGGCGUCACGCACAGUAUUGCACGGGCUUGUGCCCAGGGCCGACUCAUCUCGUGCGGUUGUGAUCCGUCCGUCAACCGGAAGGGCAUGUCGAAGUCGCUGCGCGAAAGCUUGGAAAAGGAGAAGCUACGCUUCCUGGACGCUAUCGCGGAAAGCAAUAGCGUGUUCGAGGAGGGCGACAGUUUACGCAAGCUGAAAGCGAAACAGGCCAGCCGAUGGAAAUGGGGCGGCUGUUCGCACAAUAUGGCGUUCGGGGUCGAGUUUUCCGAGCUGUUUCUCGACUCACGCGAAAAGGGCGCCGACAUACAGUCACAGAUUAAUCUGCACAAUAACCGUGCCGGACGGAGGGCCGUCUCAAACAACAUGCAGGUACGGUGCAAAUGUCACGGAAUGUCCGGUAGCUGUCAGUUGAAGACGUGCUGGAAGUCGGCACCAGAUUUUCGGGUGGUUGGACGUGUCCUGAAGCAACAGUAUCGUCGUGCGAUCCUUGUCGAUCAAUCGAACCUGGGCAAUGGACCACCGAUGAUCGUCUACCGCAAGCCAAAGAAACGCAAGCACGUGUCUAAUUUGCGUCCACCAAGAAGACAACCACGCGAGCAGCAGUUGGUACCGCUCGGCAAUCGGCUCAGUGGUCCGACGAAUCGGAAGCUAGAGAAUGCGCUCUUCUACUACCAAAGAUCACCGAACUUUUGCGAGCGCGAUCAGAUCUCCGACAUACCAGGUACCAUCGGACGACGCUGUAAUCGGACGAGCAGUGGCAGCGAGGGUUGCGCAUCGAUGUGCUGCGGCCGGGGUUACAAUCUGAUCCGCGAAAAGCGGAUCGAUCGGUGCAACUGCAAGUUUCACUGGUGCUGCUUCGUGGAAUGUGACGAUUGUGAAAUCGAGGAGUGGAUCAGCGUGUGUAACUGAGGUUUCGCUUUAUGCUAUGCACGUUCGCACCGGGUCGAUUGUUUCGUUCGAGACGCAAGGAAGGCAACGGAAGAAGCGAUUGUCAGGUGGCAAACUAAUUAAAACCCCCAUCCCAGCUUCUGGAUCCCGGUAGCGUGCGGUUAAAAGCGUGAACAAGUGAAGCAACUAUAAGCAGUAUUACGGAAUGGUGACGUUCCCCCACAUCCAACCAGCUAAUCCAGUUGGCCGGAAUGCUUCUGUACAAUGUUGUACAAUAUUUGUUUUAUUUUUUUUUUUAAUUUUAUUGUGUGUGUAUUAAGUCACAGUCGUUAGGCAGGCUAGUUGGUUAGGCUCCCUUCACCUUUCCGAUCGAAUCCCAAAAGCCCAAUGCUCUCGCUUAACAUGGGACAGUGAUUUCAUUCUAGCCCAUAAGGACAGUGUUAUUUAUUCGAAUGUGUUUUUUUGCGUUUAAAUUAAUUCUAACCCAGCAAGAGCUAUUACACCUGUAGUGUCAUAAUGUGCCGCACGCGAGACAGUUGUUUUAGUUUUAUAUAUCGAUAGCAUUACGUUGUGCAUGGACAAAAUGGUGCGUGCGAGCUUUUCCUCGUCCGAUUGCUGGGUGCCAUCGAAAGGAGUGCUCGAACGAAAAAAACCCCAAGAAGAAUGUACGAUGACAAACUGAUGGUGGGAAAAGUGUUGAAUAAAGCACGUAAACGUAGAGAACCAGCUUUAGCGAGGCGCAAAUAAAUGUAGCGAAUUGAUUCGUGAUAAUAAAUUAUGUCAGUCAAUAAAAGUAA
Molecule: messenger RNA, 4187 nt
Organism: Anopheles funestus (African malaria mosquito)
Lineage: Eukaryota; Metazoa; Arthropoda; Insecta; Diptera; Culicidae
Gene: Wnt10
Product: protein Wnt-10a
Exons: 5
Coding region: 2170-3411 (413 amino acids)
Biological process (GO): cell fate commitment; multicellular organism development; neuron differentiation
Cellular component (GO): extracellular region
Molecular function (GO): cytokine activity; frizzled binding
Source: RefSeq, a predicted model, not a curated record